Vicia villosa (hairy vetch) is the source of this 1429-nucleotide messenger RNA. RefSeq names its product nucleosome assembly protein 1;3-like. Gene Ontology annotation, biological process: nucleosome assembly; somatic cell DNA recombination. The transcript has 12 exons. The record is from RefSeq and is a predicted model, not a curated record. Gene Ontology annotation, molecular function: chromatin binding; histone binding. Bases 97 to 1104 code for a protein of 335 amino acids. Lineage: Eukaryota; Viridiplantae; Streptophyta; Magnoliopsida; Fabales; Fabaceae. Gene Ontology annotation, cellular component: nucleus; chromatin.
AAAAGGAGGGAGACAGAACGGAUUAGAGAUAUAGCCGCUCGAAAAUCAAACCCUCUCUCCGCUUCUUUGCUUCUUCUUGUUCCAUUUCUCUACACAAUGAGCAACGACCAGAAGCAAGUUUUCAGCGUCGCAGAUCUCUCUUCUGCUCUCAACGAUGAUGGUCGUGCCCAAUUAUUUAACGCUAUUCAGGGUUUGAAUGGGCAGCCCUUGGAUGUUCUUGGGAGUCUUUCUCUAUCUCCCAUUGUCAGGAAGCGUGUCGAGGUUCUUAGACAGAUUCAGAGUGCACAUAAUGAACUGGAGGCAAAGUUUUUGGAAGAGAGAGCAGCUCUUGAAGCCAAAUACCAAACUUUCUAUCAACCAUUGUAUGCUAAGCGCUAUGAAAUUGUGAAUGGUGUUGCUGAAGUGGCAGCGGUACCAACUGAAACUGCUGUUGAAGAGAAAGGGGUACCAUCUUUCUGGCUCAUUGCUUUGCAAAACAAUGAUGUGGUAGCUGAAGAGAUUACGGAGCGUGACGAGGAAGCUCUGACGUAUCUAAAAGACAUCAAGUGGUCGAAGCUUCAAGACCGAAAAGGAUUCAAGCUCGAGUUCUUUUUCGAUUCCAAUCCUUAUUUUUCAAACACAGUCCUGACAAAAACUUAUAACAUGGUGGACGAGGACGAGCCCAUACUGGAGAGGGCUAUUGGGACGGAAAUAAAUUGGUUACCAGGAAAACGUUUAACCGAGCAGACUUUGACAAAGAAGUCGAAGAAGGGCUCAAAGAAUGCAACACCAAUUACAAAAACGGAAACCUGUGAUAGUUUCUUCAACUUUUUCAGUCCACCAGAAGUCCCUGAAGAUGAAGUGGUCCUUGAUGAAGAAGUGGCUGAGGAUCUUCAGAAUGAAAUGGAACUGGACUAUGACAUCGGGUCAACUAUCCGAGACAAGAUCAUCCCCCAUGCUGUUUCAUGGUUUACUGGGGAGGCAGGAGACGGCGAUGAUGAGACUGACGAUGACGAUGAUGACUAUGAUAUGGAUGAAGACGAUGAUGAUGAAGACGAUGAUGAUGAGGAAUCUGAUGAUGGGGCUGAGUCGGAAAAGAAUCUUGCUGCAGUCAUCAAUAACUAAGAAGGGCGGGAUAGCGCAGUCUGGCGAUGGUCAGCAGGGUGAAAGGCCAGCCGAGUGCAAGCAGCAGUAAGAGGUUUUGGUGUCCGGAUUUGCUUGAUGGAGGAAAUUUCAAUUUUAUGCAGUUUUUUUUAUAGUUUAAAUUUAUUUAGUGCCCAUUCUCCUAUUUUGCUUAGUAUUUGGAGAUGUGGUUAUUAUAGUUUGGGGAUGUAUUGAUUUAUUGCUACUUUGGUUUAUAGGUUCGACCUAGAUACUUAAUAUUUUUGACAAUAUUUUGUCCUCGGUUUCAUAAUAUUUAUGGUAAAAUCUGGUUACCAAUUCAUUUCAA